Molecule: messenger RNA, 973 nt
Organism: Aspergillus vadensis CBS 113365
Lineage: Eukaryota; Fungi; Ascomycota; Eurotiomycetes; Eurotiales; Aspergillaceae
Exons: 5
Coding region: 12-887 (291 amino acids)
Source: RefSeq, a predicted model, not a curated record
AGCGCGAGACCAUGAUGAAAAUACCAAAAAUUUCUUUGACUCUUUUCCUGGCAGUUACGGCGGCUGCCCUGGCGGCGCCGUCACCUUACACUCAGGAACAUAAAUACGCUCGAGUCACAGAUAGCUCUACUGGAGACAUACUUGGUUCCGCCUGCUCAAAUGCCCUGACCACGGGGGCGUUUUCCGACUUCGGUAUCGUCGCAGAUGUUGGACCUAAUGGCGACGGCAAUAUUACUGCCGGACCUUCCACAUUUGUUGUUCACGAGGAUCCCCAAAUGUAUAAUGAUUAUGAGUCGUUUGUGCGAGCAGCGGAGACCAUCCACGUUGUGGAUACUUUUCCAGUGCCUGGUUCUCAAGCAAACUCCACAAGUGCUGUGUCUAUGAGCAAUUUGGAGCAGCGACAAACCGGCGCGUGCAGUCAGUGGUCACCUGCUACAAGGAAAGUUGGAGACGGCGAUCCCCAUCAGAACUAUUGGCGGAAACAGUUGAGUGAGAACCUGGAUUGCGGGGACGCAGACCAUUGCACUGUUGGCGCAUCCCAGUCAAAGUCGUAUACAAUCGGAUGGACGGCGACUGCAGAUGCAUCACAAUGGAUCUCAGGCGGCUUUGCAGUGCAGGCGAGCUGGACAACUGGGCUUGACUAUCAAUGCACUGCUAGCUCCCAUCAGACAGUCUGUAUCUGGUACAACACCGCUCAUACUGCUUACACUGUUCAAAACGGACCUUACAACCUUUGCACGGGAUUCAACCCUAACAAUGGUGCCGGCUUCGUCAUGUUCUCGCCAAACCAGAAUAACAAAGGUGGCGGAUAUUAUUGCGUUAUUGGCACAUGUCGCAGCCAGGGGCAGUAUUACUGGGACAAAAGUGGUCCUGCAGGUGGGCCUUGAUGGAUCUCAACUGGUACCAAUGAUGUAAUGAUGGUAGACAUGAGGCUUGUUUUUGUGAAGUGUGUGGAUAUUAGUGAUACAAGUGC